UUUUUGAGACGCCGUUGUCAACCAACACAAUUUUAUCAAACAUUGACGAUUGCUGUGUGAAACUGUAGAAUGACUGACUUAAUUAAGUAACGAUUGAUUAAAUAAUUGUUUUACGAAAGCCCAGCAAUACGUAUAAAACAAGAUGAGAACUGUUCCAAAGUGGGUGAACAAAAUUCAUGAAGCCGACAAAGUUGAAUUUUCCAGUGUCCACACAAUAUGCUUUAGUCCAGAUGGAAGCCAGCUGGUAGUAGGUGCUGGUGAGAAGGUUAUGGUCUACGACCCUAGAGAUGGAGCUCUCGUCCAGUUACUCCAAGCCCACAAAGGAGCAGUCCAUGCAGUUGCUUAUUGUGGUGAUGGCAAGAAGUUUGCAAGUGGCAGUGCCGAUAAAAAUGUUAUUAUUUGGACUUCCAAAAUGGAAGGGAUAUUAAAAUAUUCCCACAGUGAGCCAAUCCAGUGCCUUGCUUACAACCCAGUGACAUACCACUUGGCAUCAUGUGCUCUCACUGAUUUUGCCUUUUGGUCUAUGGAUGUCAAAGCAGUCCAGAAGUACAGGGUUUCUGGACGAAUCACAAGUUGUGCCUGGUCUACUAAUGGUCAGUACCUGGCGAUAGGUCUGGCUAUUGGCGCAGUGUCUAUCAGGGAUAAGAUGGGUGAUGAGACAUACAGAAUAGCUCGUGAUGCAGCAGUGUGGGCUGUAGCAUUUUCAAAAUCAGUACUGGUUGUAACAGAUUGGAAUGAUACUUUGUCCUUCUAUAACACUCAAGGACAACAGAUCUUGAAGGACAGAAACAUUGGCAUAUCUGCAUUGUCUGUGACGAUGCUUGGAGCUUUGGUCCUGGUUGGGGGCAUCGGUGGGUGGGCUGUAUUGACAUCAGAAGGGGUUCCAAUACUAAACACGCCACAGGAGUGGGUGUGGUCUAUUGCACCCUCGCCCACGUUUAAUAAUCUGGCAGUGGCAUGUCAAGACGGCACACUCUGGUGCUACCAAAUGGUGUUCAGCACGGUACACGGUUUGUACCGCGAGAGGUACGCGUACAGGGAGAACAUGACUGACGUCAUUAUACAACAUCUCACCACCGGCAACAAAGUCCGCAUCAAAUGUCACGACAGAGUGCAGAAAAUUGCUAUUUACAAACAUAGACUUGCUGUGCAAUUACCAGAACGCGUGGUGGUAUAUGAGCAAGGUGAUGUAGAAGGAAUGCUGUACAGGGUCAGAGAGAAACUGCCUCAGAAGACAGAGUGCUCACUCCUCGUUGCUACCAGUGAUGCUUUACUUUUGUGUCAGGAUACAAAACUAUCAAUAAUUGGGCGACAAAUACCGAAAUCAUGGACGGUCCCUGCACCAAUACGUUAUGUUAAAGUCACCACGCUAUACUUUGAAGAAGUUCUGCUGUUAGGACUAAUGAACGGGCAGAUAUGGCAGGUUGAACCGUGGCAAGGCAGUGCUAAAAUGGUGCUUCACACUCCAGCAUCAGUACGAUGCCUAGAUGUGAGUGCUUCCCGCGCCUACCUCGCCGUCGUCGACGAAUCUUCUGUUUGCAGAGUGUACAAACUAGCUACAAGUGAACUGCUAUUUACGGAAGAGAACAUAUCCUCAGUCUCGUGGAACUCUUGGUGUGACGAGCUGCUGAGUUUAUCUGGUGGUGGUCUACUUUCUAUAAAGGCCUGUCACUUUCCUCCUGCCACACAACCGCUGGUUGGCUCCGUCGUUGGAUUCCAGGGUGGGCGAGUAUUUUGCUUGCAAGCGAAUUCGAUGCAAACUAUCAAGGUGCCACUGUCCCAUGCUGUUCAUCAAUACAUUCACCAUAAAAUGUUCAAUGAAGCAUAUUCAGUAGCCUGCCUAGGCGUGACGUCACUAGACUGGGAGCGUCUUGGCAUGGCUGCUUUAGAAGAACUGGCCUUCGAAAUCGCUAGAAAAGCCUUCCAACGAAGCGAGAAUAUUAUGUUCCUGAACCUCAUUGAUCAUUUACAGGAACGCUUCGAGGCUGGUGAGAAAAGGGCAGUGGUAUUAGGCGAAGUGAUGGCGUACCGAGGCCGGUAUGCUGAUGCAGCGCGCUCUUAUCGAAGUGUGGGCCGAGAUGAAAAGGCAUUAAACUUAUAUGUCGACCUCCGGAUGUUCAAUAAAGCUCAAGAAUACGUAGGCGAGGGCGAAGGCUUAGCGGCGCUCGCUCGACGCAGAGCAGAGUGGGCUAGACAUGUGAACGAGCCCCGGGCGGCCGCUGAGAUGUAUCUCGCGGCAGGAGACGUAAAACGAGCUGCAGAACUUAUGGCGGAAACUGGUAGAAGAGAUAUGUUAAUCGAGUUAGCACGUAAACUGGACAAGGGUUCGAGUGGCUCUCUUCGGUUUGUGGCUGAGGCGCUAGUGAAGGCUGGUGAGCCAGCGACUGCCGCAGACGUCUACCAACGACUUGGAGACUAUACUAAAGUUGCGCAACUAGCAGUGGCUGCGGGAGAAUGGUCGCGAGCGUUCACAUUGGCUCGGGAGCAUGCUGAGUGUAAACGUGAAGUUUACUUACCCUACGCGCACAGAAUGGCGCAGGAGAACAAGUUCGUUGAAGCACAGAAAGCGUACCACAUGGCUGGUGAAACAACAACGGCGAUGCGUGUGUUCACGAUACUAGUCGGUAAUGCUGUAGCCGAAGAGCGGUUUUCCGAUGCGGGCUAUCUUCACCACUUACUGGCUAUGCAGUGCUUAGAAACUGCUGCUGCAGCUACUACUGAUAAAGAACGCAAUAGAUCGCUGCGUGAUUACGCCCACAACGACCGUUUGGCCCGUAUCUACCACGCAUACGACGUCGUGCACCGCUGCGUUCACGAGCCAUUUUCUCUCAGCCAACCAGAAGCUUUAUUGAACGCGGCGCGGUAUAUCUUGGCGUUGUUAGAUGUUGAACCACCCACUGGAGUUUCUAUGUUUUGCUUGUAUCUUUGCUUAUCGAAACAAGCAAAAGCUUUGAAUGCGAACACGCUGGCUCGGCAAAUGUUGGACAAAAUAUUGGGAUUGCAGAUACCACACAAGUUUCAGGAGAGUGUAGAGCUACUAAUCCUGAAGACUCGCGCUAGUACUGGGGGAGUGUCUCGGGACGACGAGGUGGCGCCACUGUGUUGGCGUUGUCGACGUCACACGCCCCCGCUGUGUGCCACUCGAUGUCCUUUCUGUAGACAUGCGCUUGCGCACUCACUCGCUACACAUGAAGUCCUGCCUCUAGUCCAGUUCGAGCCUGCAGAAGGGAUAAGUUUUGAAGAAGCGUUAGACCUGAUAGAACGCGCCCCGCUCCCAGAGUCUACCCUCGCAGACAACACAGACUACGGAGCUGAAGUACUGAGAAUCGACCACGAUGUGGACAGCACUGACCCGUUUCUAGAUAAAGUUGAUGAGGACGAUGAUGUUGGAGUAGUCGUAUGCAGUCGGGGAGCGUUACUGCAACUCAGUCCAGCGAGUGUGAUAGUGAUCAACCGGCCUCCACUUCGACCUGUCAUGUACCGCAACAUGUUACCUGAACUACCAGCUACUGCAUGUCAGCAUUGCCAUAAGCUGUUCUACUUAGAAGACUUCGAGAUCCAGUUGGUGACAAAGGGUCACUGUCCGUUCUGCCGCUAUCCUGCUGAGGAACCUAAGCCUGAUGAUGAAGAAACCGAAGACUCCUUGCUGAACGACUCCAGCCCCACUCCGACUAGUCCCAGCAAUGAUCGCGGUUCUUGGUGAUAUGUUAACAGCUAUACUUUAAAACUCUCACUAUGAGAUUUUAUUGAUGUUCGACUUCUUUAACGGGAUAAGGUUGGAAAUCAGUGAAAACCUAUUUCAAUUUUGGUAGAUUGAUAGUGUUAGUGUGUAUAAAAUAUGUAUGAAAUACUUAGUUGUUGUUACGUUGUUUUAAAAAUGAAGUCUUAAGCUUCAUUCACUGUCUAAAAGUCUGAUAAGAUAAAUCAGUAAUUAGAGGUUCGUUAUACAUAAUGUCACAAUGAGUGCAGUAGACAAUUGUUAGUAUUUUGGUGUAACUGUUACAGUUUUCUGGUUUAUACACUAAGAACUAUGAUGUCUAAUAAUAUAAGUUAUCCACCUGAUGAUUAGUAUAUGUCCUAGUAUAUGAAUGUAUGCGAGUCGAUUUAGUGUCACCAUAAUAUGUCAUGACGUUUUCGAUAAAUGUGUUUGCGCUACGCGGUAUGUUAACUCAUCGACACACACCUACACUAGUCGAAAAUUUGUGUUCUUCAGUUUACAGUCGGCUGUUAAAGACAUUGUAGUAUAUUUAACCAUUAAAAGCAAUUAAUUAAUUACAUACAUACAUAACCUCACGCUUGUCUCCCAUGCGGUAGCCAUUUAAUUUCAUUAAUUAUAAAACUACAAUACACAAUAGACACUCGCGCCGUUUCAUCUUUUAAGUACGACUGCAUGCGUCCAAAACAACUUACUUCUAACGCCGCAAAUACUAUAAUCUAAUCUGAAUGGCCAAGGAAAAUAUAGUGUAACCUUUUUUUGAGGAGUGGGAAAUUAUGCAAUGACUUCUUCCACCUUGAAUGAGGCGAGAGGGAGUGUCAGAACACACACUCACUCAAGGCGGGAGUGACAAGAGACUCUUACUGACUAAAAACCACCCCGUUCCUACUUCUGCGAGCCGGAGCCCCGGCAACCCGUUAACUCCUCCGCAGCUUCUUCUCUUCAGCCUUACUGCGCCCUAUCUGUGGUAGCCUGAUGGCUCUUAGAGGCGCGCGCAGAACGCGACGAAGUUUUUGACGCUCUUUGUAAAUAGUUAUU
Messenger RNA from Spodoptera litura, 4753 nucleotides. RefSeq names its product intraflagellar transport protein Oseg1 (gene Oseg1). The record is from RefSeq and is a predicted model, not a curated record. Gene Ontology annotation, cellular component: intraciliary transport particle A; non-motile cilium. NCBI's taxonomy places the organism in Eukaryota, Metazoa, Arthropoda, Insecta, Lepidoptera, Noctuidae. Gene Ontology annotation, molecular function: protein binding. Gene Ontology annotation, biological process: intraciliary retrograde transport; protein localization to cilium; non-motile cilium assembly.